Molecule: messenger RNA, 3102 nt
Organism: Funneliformis caledonium
Lineage: Eukaryota; Fungi; Glomeromycota; Glomeromycetes; Glomerales; Glomeraceae
Source: the annotation of a GenBank genome assembly
AUGUUAAAAAAUAAACAAAACUUUUCCGACGACGAAGAAAGUCGACUUGAUGAAACUGAUGGAGGCUGGAGCGUCGAAGAAGAUACCGGGCAAGAUCAACAAAAUGACGAAACAAAUUAUGACGAAUAUAACGAUUAUGAGCAAGAUUCAGAAGAAAUCGAAGACGAUGAAGAAGAUGAUUAUGGAGGAAAAAGGCGAGAUAAAAAACGUCACAAGGGUAAUAAGAAUGAUCCGAAUUUCAUCGAUAAUAGAGAAAUUGAGACCGAAUUGAGCACUUAUCAUCGGGACAAUAGACGUGCUGUCGCUGAAAUCGAAAGAUCAGUAUUCGAGGAAGAUAAUUUUGAUGCUGAAAGGGUAGCUCAAGUACUCAAUGAACGUUAUCGUAGAACCGCGGGUAGGCUAAGUGAUGAUGAAGAGGAUUUAACUAAACCUGAAAUCGCUACUGUCGAUAAAUUGUUUGCUGUAAAGUGUAGAAAAGGACAUGUAUUUCAUGCAAUUGACAGAUUAGAGAAUUUGAAGAAACUUCGAUCCGAUCCAUUGAAAAUUAAAAGAGUUAUUGCUAUCGAUGGUAUCGAAGACUUCGUGUACAUAGAAGCUGAUAAGGAACAAGACGUUCAAAAUGCGGCUAUGAGAUGUAAUAAGUAUUUAUAUUCUUCAAAGAAGAACAUAAAGAGACUUAGUCCAAAAGAAAAGCAGGAUUUAAUGGCCCCAAAGAAGCCAAGAUUAAAUAUCCAAAUUGGUUCAUUUGUUAGAACUAACAAACGUGACGAAUAUUUCGGGGAUCUUGCCAGGGUCACUUCGUAUAGUACUGAUGAAAUAAUAGAGGUUGAGAUUAUUCCACGCAUACUUGUAGAUCAAGAUGGAGCCUCACUUAAGCGUAAACACGUUGAAGAUUUUUUAAAGGCAAAAUUUGACAAUGAGUCCAUCAUGAUGGAACUUUCAAAUGUGGCUAGUAAGAUUACUGUUUACGAAAUACAAGAUGAAAUCAAAGUUCUUCAAGGAUCUCUCAAAGGUUCAGUCGGUACCGUAAUAUCGGUUAAAGAUGGUGUUUUAACCAUCACUGAUAAAGAGAAUGGCGGUAGAAUUUUUAAAGUGAAUUCAGAAGAAUGCGUUAAAAAUAUUAAUGUUCAUGAUUAUGUGCAAAUCACGAACGGUCCAUAUCAAGGUCAAAGUGGUUUUGUUUUUAAUUGUGACAGACAUGUUAUGACCAUGUAUUUAGAUCAUACCAACAAACAGAUUUCGGUCUUUGCCAAAGAUUUAAAAAAAGGUGUUCAAAAUUCUAUCGUUAAUGAAUUUGGCGGAUUUAGAUAUUUUGAUUUAGUUCAAUUAAAAGAUUCUUCAGUUGGAAUUAUCAUUGAUAUUAGAAAAGCUCAAAAAAACUAUGAAUAUGACGUGUUGAAUUCCGAAAAUAAUUUAGUCAAAAGUGUUACGACGGCAAGUAUAACGAGAUCUUUGCAUGACGCAAAAAGUCAAACGUUUAAGAAAGGUGAUCAAGUUGUUACAAAUAAAAUGGAAACUUAUGUGUUUGUCAGAACUUACGAUGAUGAUACAAACUUGGGAUUUUCAUGUUUCAAAACUAAAGAUUUAAAAUUAAAAUAUGAAUCAACCAAGUCCUCCAAAGUUAAUGAUCAACAGAUUACCUUUCCUAAACAGAGAUUUCGUGAUAAUCACAAUAAUAGAGGAGGGGGGGGUCGUGGUGGAAGAGAAGGUCGAGGCAGAGGACGUGGUCGAUCGAUAUACCGACAUCCUUUAUUAAAUAAGAGAGUGCAAGCAUCACAAGGUGCUCUUAAAGGAUAUCAGGGUACGGUUAAAGGGGUAUAUGGCAAUAUGGCAGAUGUCGAAUUUGAUGCCAAAUUAACGACUGUUAAAGUUGAACUCGAACAACUCUUUCACGUCAAUGAGAAAGGAGAAGCAUUGGAUCCAGUUAUACCAAGAAAUCGUGAAUCUAGUAGAGGCUCCAUGGAAAUUAGUCCUGGAUUAAGCUCAUACUCCGAACCAAGUUGGACAACGGGAUUAAGUAAACAACAAAAGAGUUGGGGAUAUUCGUUGGGAUCUACUAUGACAUCAAAUACACAUUUAUUGGAUAGUGCGAACAGUGGAUUGAAUAUGGAUGGGAGUAAAACACCCGCAUUACAUAGCAGCGGAUUACUUAGUGGCAGUAAAACUCCGGCGUUACGUAAUAGUAGCGCAAACCAUAGUAAUAAUAACCAUACAUCACUUGGAUCAAAAACGCCAGCAUGGGAUCUUGGUAGCAAAACUCCUGCAUAUGGACUAAUGUCAGACGGUAGUAAAACGCCUGCAUGGGAUUCAGGAAGUCACACACCACAUUCCUCCGGUAUAGUAGGUGGUAAUAGUGGUAAUAAUAGCGUCAGUAACAUAAGUAACAUAUUCGGGGGUAGUAAUAGUAGUUCGGCCACAGCUAAUACGAAUGCGACGAUAAAUAUUACCUCUGUUGCUGCCGAAACACCUGGAUAUUCAGGAAUCACCAAUACACCAGGAUACUCAGCCGUGGCUACACCAGCAGCUGAUACACCUAAUUAUCCUGUAUUUACACCCGCAAAUACCGGUAGCCUUAUACCACCUACCCCAAGACCGUUUACUCCUGGUAAUUUACCCAUGACACCUGCCAAUAUGAUACCACAAACUCCGUUUGCUACUCUAUCUGCUAAUCAUGCUGUACAUCAUGGCCGAGAUCCUAAAAAACCUCCAGAUGUUAAAGAUUUUGGUGAUUGGCUUACGCCAGGUAUAGAAGUACGUAUAGUAACAACAGGAAUUCAAUCAUUUGAAAAUGGUAGAUAUGAUAAUCGCGUCGGUAUAGUAGUAAGUUUAAAAGGUCCUAGUACAGGAUUUCUCAGAUUAGAUGAUAGUGAUGGCAUGACUGUGACAGUAGAUCAAAGUUAUUUGAGACCGACUGAAGUACAAAGAAGAGAUGACAUUAAAGUAAUUUUUGGUGAACAUAAAGGCGAAUUAGGUUUUUUGGCUGCUAUAGAUAAUUUAGAAGGUGUUGUUAGGUCUCAAGGUGGUGAUCAUUCUUUUAUUAAUAUUUAUUAUUUAGCUAAAUAUAGAGGUAAAGAAAUUGAAGAUCUUAUGCAAGCACCAUAG